Molecule: messenger RNA, 1230 nt
Organism: Lentinula edodes (shiitake mushroom)
Lineage: Eukaryota; Fungi; Basidiomycota; Agaricomycetes; Agaricales; Omphalotaceae
Exons: 24
Coding region: 156-1181 (341 amino acids)
Source: RefSeq, a predicted model, not a curated record
AGGACUGUACUGCACCUCGUAGAUUCACUCCCUUUCGAGAAUCACAAUUGCAUGGCUUGCCUAGCGCUUAAAUGGCUGAAUUUCAUUAAACCCUCCAACAAAGAUUCUUUCCCUGAAGCUUCUUCGAAUUAACCAUUAAUUUUGUCUUCUACAUUAUGUCGAUGGCGUCGAGCAUGAAUACUACUUUUGGGAUGUUGUUCGAUGCUGUGGUCAUCGGGGCAGCGUUAUACGGAGCAUACAUGUAUUUUCGGAAAUAUCAGCAGAGCGACCCUUGGUACCUCAAGUUCUUGGUUUGGUUUAUCCUUAUUUGCGACACCUUACAAGUGGGAAUCCUCACCGCCUGUGUCUAUCAAUAUGUCAUCUUGAACUUCGCAAAUGAAGAUGUACUAGCGGUCAUGCUGAACACCCUUAUCAUUGAGAUCUUUUUCAGCGAUGCCAUUGCGCUAGCAGUGCAGAUAUUCUAUUGCUGGCGAAUUUGGCGUCUGAGUCAAGGAAGUUACAUAGUCGUCAUACCUCUUGUCCUUCUUAGUUGGGCUGCGUUCACAAGUUUGUUCGUGUAUUGUUGCCUAUCGCUGCGAUUCUCCACCUACGCAGAAUUGACCACUCUCAAGAAUCUGUCGAUGUCAUGCAAUAUUCUGGCCGCUGCAUCCGAUAUCUUAAUAUCUACUGCAAUGGUAUUUCUGUUGCAGAGAGCCAAGAAUUCGCACAAGAAGACCAACAGUAUGCUAAAUCGCCUGAUCAUCUUCACCUUCAAUACUGGGCUUCCGGUUAGCUUCUGCGCGCUUUGGGCAUGCAUUUCGAUUAAUGUUUGGCCCACAACAUUCAUUUACAUGUUCUUUUUCCUCCUGCAAGGUAGACUCUACACUAACUCUUUGUUGGUCUCGCUGAACUCUAGAGACUUCAUCAAAAGAGGGAAUGUUCUUACCGAAACGGGCACAAACUAUGUGAUGCCUUCCUUCAUUGAUUCCCCUGAAGAUGCCGAAUUGUCUGACCUCCCAAUUUCGAGGGACUCAAAGGAAUUGCGGUACGACAGACAGAUAUUCAGUUCGCGGACACAAGUAGGAUUGUAUAAGCGAGCGCCGAUUCGAAGUCAUCAGCGAUCAUCCGAGGCCUACCAAGAAAUACAUACAACUUCUCCGUAUAAGUACCCGAAAUUCUUGUGUUUUCAUGUGGAUAGAUAGAUGGUGGCUGUUUUUUUUUGUGUGAAGGGUUUGCGCAAUCCUCGUGGGA